Molecule: messenger RNA, 4794 nt
Organism: Pecten maximus
Lineage: Eukaryota; Metazoa; Mollusca; Bivalvia; Pectinida; Pectinidae
Product: spermidine synthase-like
Exons: 10
Coding region: 46-912 (288 amino acids)
Biological process (GO): spermidine biosynthetic process
Cellular component (GO): cytosol
Molecular function (GO): spermidine synthase activity
Source: RefSeq, a predicted model, not a curated record
GCUGUUUCCGGUUGUUAGACAACGUGGGUGAGAUAUUUAACGAAGAUGGACAAGUUACAGGAUGGCUGGUUCAGUGAGAUGAGUGAAUUAUGGCCAGGCCAGGCUAUGUCACUUCAAGUAGAGGAGGUCCUUUUCAAAGAAAAAUCAAAAUAUCAAGAUGUUCUUGUAUUUAAAAGCAAAACAUAUGGAAAUGUUUUAGUCCUUGAUGGGGUGAUACAGUGCACAGAGAGAGAUGAAUUUUCUUAUCAAGAGAUGCUGGCUCAUCUUCCUCUAAACUCUCAUCCUAACCCUAGGAAGGUGCUAAUUAUUGGAGGGGGUGAUGGUGGAGUACUUCGAGAAGUUGUCAAACAUCCAGAGGUUGUUUCAGUCGAGAUGUGUGAAAUUGAUGAGAAAGUUAUAGAUGUCUCCAAAAAAUUUCUACCAAAGAUGGCUUGUGGGUUUGAUAGUCCAAAGUUGAAGCUGCAUAUAGGAGAUGGAUUUGAGUACAUGAAGAAGCACCAGGGCGAGUUUGAUGUCAUUAUCACUGACUCAUCAGACCCAAUAGGUCCUGCUUCUAGUUUAUUUGAAAAGUCAUACUACGAAUUGAUGAAGAAAGCAUUGAACCCAACAGGAAUAUUAUGUUGUCAAGGAGAGUGUCUGUGGCUACAUCUUGAACUCAUCAAGUCUAUGCAGGAUUUCUGUCGUAACCUUUAUCCAGUAGUGGACUAUGCCUACACAACCAUCCCUACUUAUCCGAGUGGCCAGAUCGGCUUCAUUCUCUGUAGUCUUAACCCAGACACAUCAUUUUCUGAACCACUGAGAAAAUUUACAGAAGAAGAGCACAUACGAUUGAAGCUGAGAUAUUACAAUGCUGAAGUGCACAGAGGAGCUUUCACAUUACCAGAGUUUGCACGCAAGGUUUUACGAAAUUGAUGACUGCUGUUUGUUUCUGACACAACUCUUAUAAGUGAAUUGCUGGACACUGCUGAGUAUGCCAGUCAGACUGACCACUUACCUACAACUGCAUCUGGGGACCACUGGACACUUGAUCCAUUCAGGAUCGACUUGGACAGCAUAUAUUUUUAAAAGAUUACAAAUCUAUGAUACUGGGCAUUUAUAAAUGGACAGGAAAUAAUUAUGAACGUGGAAAUGAGAUUUCAUAAAUUCAUUUACAUUAUUAUAUCAUAAAAUAUCGUUCUCCCACUCAGAGCAGUACUCCGAUUGGCAGAGUGUAUUCGCACAUACCAUUCAGUCCCUCAACGCAUGGUUUUGUCAAUAACUUGUCCUAGUUGGUGAAGUUUGGUAUUUUGCCCAAAAGUGUAAGAGUUAUUUCCCUUUGUUCAUUUUCAAAAAUCAAAAUCUGCAGGCAGAGGACUGUUACUUUCUUUGUUUUAAAUUGAUAUUGAUCUCUGAAAAAUCAGUUUCCUUGAUAUAAGGCACUUAGCAGAUAUAUAAUGUAUUGACUUUCAAAGUGUGUGCAAUAUUGGUUCUUAUCAGCAUUACUGCCCGCGGCUACGAUUGUCUUUAAAAUCCGACAGGAAUGCUCCUGGCCGUCGAAGUGUAUUUGAAAAGUAUCAGCAUUUGUUUUUUCAUUUAGAAUUAAUAUAACCAAGGGCUAUUCCAGCAAAAAAAAAAUCUUUCCAGCAAGAGGACUCCUUGUUUAUCAAACAAGAACCACCAAAAUGAGAGAGAUUUAAUGAAUUGGUAUCAUAUAGUAAGAUACAUUUAAUCCUUCAGCUGUCACACAUAGAGUUUACUGAUUUCUGGAGUCCUCUUAUGGGAUACACAUUUUCCUGGAAUAGCCCUGAAGCAAACUCAGGUUCCCAUUUUGUUGGCAAAAUGUGAUAUGAACAGAUGCAUAUGUUUCAAUGUUUGUCCGGAAUAUCAAUAGUUGAAUAUCCCAGAACUUAUUUCUCUAUCUUAAAAAUGAAUUAUUAAAUCUUUAUUCAGAUUUUUAUCUUCUUCACAUUUGAGUUUUCUGGUACCAAAGAUGUCAGAAAUGAAUGCAGUACAACUGAGUUGUAUAUUAAAAGUAUAGUUGUUGUAUGAAUAAUAUAAGAAAGUGCAAUUAAAGUUAAGUUUAAAAAAAUCAAUGUUUUGUUAACUGUCAAUGAAAAGUCGCUGUGUCAUGUGUGUUUUUAUCUUAAUCAAAAUUUUUUCACUGUCAUUAUUUGUAUUGGAAGUGUUUUGGGUGAAGUUUGUAAAUCUGUCAACAUUGAGGAAUUAAAGAGUAAUAAGUAAUUCAAGCCAAACAUGACUGUCUACUUUAACUUGUAAUGUUUUUCCAGUUUUAGAUCAUCAAAACAUGUUGAUAUGAAUCUCUACUGGUAUGUCUGUAUGUCGCACUUUGAUAUACUUAGAAUCACUAUGUAGCAGGAAGGAAGUAGUUGUAGAGAAUACAUUCAGGCUAGCAUGAAUUUCCAUUUUGCCUUCUGGGCCCAGUUGUUCAAAAGGUGAUUAUCUUAAUCAAUUGAUAAGGAAAAAUCUCAUUUCUGCUUUAUUUCAAAACCUGAGUAUGUGUAUUCCUUAAAAUACUGGUAGGAAGGGUCUGAAGAGUGUUAUAAUUUCAGAAAGUUUUGUCAAAAUAGUUUUGCUAGAAAUGAUUUUAUCAGGAUAUGAAAAUUGUUCUUAGACCGCAAUUACUUGAAUUAGCCUAAUCACCUUCUGAACACCUGAGCCCGGGUAAUAUGAACACUUCGAGAGCAAGAGGCCACUAGUCUGAGCCCCAGCACAGACUGGACAUUUUUCAUUGUUUUUCUCCAAUUAAUUCUGAUACUACUGUUCAGAUAGAAGGUACUUAGUCUGACACUACUGUUCAGCUAGAAGGUACUUAGUUCAGCACUACUGUUCAGAUAGAAGGUACUUAGUUCGACACUACUGUUCAGCUAGAAGGUACUUAGUUAGACACUACUGUUCAGAUAGAAGGUACUUAGUUCAACACUACUGUUCAGAUAGAAGGUACUUAGUUCGACACUACUGUUCAGAUAGAAGGUACUUAGUUCGACCCUACUGUUCAGAUAGAAGGUACUUAGGUCGACACUACUGUUCAGCUAGAAGGUACUUAGUCUGACACUACUGUUCAGAUAGAAGGUACUUAGUUCGACCCUACUGUUCAGAUAGAAGGUACUUAGUUCGACACUACUGUUCAGAUAGAAGGUACUUAGGUCGACACUACUGUUCAGCUAGAAGGUACUUAGUUCAACACUACUGUUCAGAUAGAAGGUACUUAGUCUGACACUACUGUUCAGAUAGAAGGUACUUAGUUCGACACUACUGUUCAGAUAGAAGGUACUUAGUGCGACACUACUGUUCAGAUAGAAGGUACUUAGUUCAACACUACUGUUCAGAUAGAAGGUACUUAGUUCGUCACUACUGUUCAGAUAGAAGGUACUUAGGUCGACACUACUGUUCAGAUAGAAGGUACUUAGUCCGACACUACUGUUCAGCUAGAAGGUACUUAGUUAGACACUACUGUUCAGAUAGAAGGUACUUAGUCUGACACUACUGUUCAGAUAGAAGGUACUUAGUUCGACACUACUGUUCAGAUAGAAGGUACUUAGUCUGACACUACUGUUCAGAUAGAAGGUACUUAGUUCGACACUACUGUUCAGAUAGAAGGUACUUAGUGCGACACUACUGUUCAGAUAGAAGGUACUUAGUUUGACACUACUGUUCAGAUAGAAGGUACUUAGUUCAACACUACUGUUCAGAUAGAAGGUACUUAGUUCGACACUACUGUUCAGAUAGAAGGUACUUAGUUCGACCCUACUGUUCAGAUAGAAGGUACUUAGUUCGUCACUACUGUUCAGAUAGAAGGUACUUAGUUCGACACUACUGUACAGCUAGAAGGUACUUAGUUCGUCACUACUGUUCAGAUAGAAGGUACUUAGUUCGACACGACUGUUCAGAUAGAAGGUACUUAGUUCGUCACUACUGUUCAGAUAGAAGGUACUUAGUUCGACCCUACUGUUCAGCUAGAAGGUACUUAGUUCGACACUACUGUUCAGAUAGAAGGUACUUAGUCUGACACUACUGUUCAGCUAGAAGGUACUUAGUUCGACACUACUGUUCAGAUAGAAGGUACUUAGUCUGACACUACUGUUCAGAUAGAAGGUACUUAUUCUGACACUACUGUUCAGAUAGAAGGUACUUAGUCUGACACUACUGUUCAGCUAGAAGGUACUUAGUCUGACACUACUGUUCAGCUAGAAGGUACUUAGUUCAACACUACUGUUCAGCUAGAAGGUACUUAGUCUGACACUACUGUUCAGAUAGAAGGUACUUAGUUCGACACUACUGUUCAGAUAGAAGGUACUUAGUUCGACACUACUGUUCAGCUAGAAGGUACUUAGUUCGACCCUACUGUUCAGAUAGAAGGUACUUAGUUCGUCACUACUGUUCAGAUAGAAGGUACUUAGUUCGACACUACUGUUCAGAUAGAAGGUACUUUGUUCGACACUACUGUUCAGCUAGAAGGUACUUAGUUCGACCCUACUGUUCAGCUAGAAGGGAUUCUCAGUACCUGAACCUAGUUAGAUCACAUGAUGAACAUUCUGAACCAAAAAUGUAACAUUCAGUAAAAGUCAUGUAAUAUUAUAAUAUUCCCCUGGAAACUUAUAUCAGAAAUAGCUAUGGGAGAUCUUGGUUCAAUCCACUCAUCGAUAUGCAUGAUUUAUAGGAAUAUGUGUUGUACGUUGCUGUGAAAUCUGUAUGAUCUAAAAGUACCUUUGCCAAAGAGUAAAUUUGUGAUUUACAUGUUCAGGUGUUCGGAGGAUUUAUACAAUGUAAUGUUGAAAAUAAAAUAUUACAUGUUGA